Messenger RNA from Tarenaya hassleriana, 705 nucleotides. Its product is annotated as curved DNA-binding protein. The record is from RefSeq and is a predicted model, not a curated record. Gene Ontology annotation, cellular component: cytoplasm; nucleus. The transcript is spliced from 5 exons. NCBI's taxonomy places the organism in Eukaryota, Viridiplantae, Streptophyta, Magnoliopsida, Brassicales, Cleomaceae. Bases 68 to 484 code for a protein of 138 amino acids.
UGCAGUGCCGAGGAAAGAGGAGAAAGUGGAUAAAAGAGCUUCGAAUCAGCUGUUUUGUUCGCAGCGAAUGUGGUGUUACGAUUGGGGAGAAGAACAACAGCACACUGAACAGGACAACAAUGGCUCCUUUCUCGAUUCCGAUUCCGAUUCCGAUUUCGAUUUCAUGUAUGUCUUCGAGAGCUACAAGGAUCUCUAUAAAUUCCUUGAAUUGGAGUCCAGUGCCUCAGAUGAUGAUAUUCGUUCCAACUUUAUCCGCCUUGCUCUGAAAUGGCACCCGGACAAGCACAAAGAUGAAGACAGUGCAACAUCCAGGUUUCAAGAGAUUAACGAAGCCUACCAAGUUUUAAGCGACCCUAUCAAGAGACGAGAAUACGACAAGAAAAGGAUGAUCCAUGACCAUGAACGGAACAUGGAAUUUCUUCGCCGAUAUGGAGGGCUCAUACUGACUUGCAAUGGCCUCGGGAUGAAGCAUUCGCUUUGGUGAAAGGGAAUAAGGUUAAGUUAUGUAUAUGUGCUUUUAUUGAGCAUUUAGGUUAUAUAUUAGCAGUUGCUAGAUGGAAGAGUUAGAGAACAGAACAAUGUCGGUAUCGGAUUGUCGCAUCCAAGAUCUUCAUCUACUCAUCGAGUGUGUUCGAUGUAACGAACCGUACAAUGGAAAUUUCGGGGAAUGCUUGAAGAUUUUUAUCGAAGAAGUUUUCUCAUGCA